Molecule: messenger RNA, 6135 nt
Organism: Dipodomys spectabilis (banner-tailed kangaroo rat)
Lineage: Eukaryota; Metazoa; Chordata; Mammalia; Rodentia; Heteromyidae
Product: KIAA0825 ortholog
Exons: 20
Coding region: 87-3926 (1279 amino acids)
Source: RefSeq, a predicted model, not a curated record
CAAGGUGGUCAGAGCUGGGGUCGGAGCUUGGCUCUGGCCGGCGUGGAGGGCUUUCCGCUGCGUCCCCGUCGCAAGUGAGAUCCUGAAUGGAUUGGGUAGAUGAAUAUUCCCAUAAUUCCUUUGACCUACAAUGUUUGUUAGACUCAUUCCCUGGAGACUUGGAGUUUAAGCAGAUUUUCAGUGACAUUGAUGAACAGAUCGAACAAAAUGCUGCAAGCAUAGAACAUUGCAUUAAAGAGAUACAGGCCAAAGUUAGCAAGCAGUAUUCAGAUGUGCAGCUGCAAACAACUACUGACUGCUUGGAAUGGCUAACUGAUUUUGACUAUAAUACAGCUAAGGCACCUUCCAUCUUCCAUGGAGAUUUAAUAAAAUUCCUCAAGACACUGCAAGAUUUGUUGACAAAAGAACAAAAUCAAGAAGAAAUGAUACUGGAUUUCCUUUGUGACCUCUCCUGCCAGAGCAAUGUUUGCUUCCCAUCGACUCUAAGCGGAAUAUCUUUCCAUACCCUCUCUAGGAAUUCCCUUCAUUCAGUUGAAGAUCACUCUUCUGUGGAAGUAAAGUCUAUAUGGGAUGAUGUAAGACUGCAUCUUCGACGGUUCUUAGUGUGCAAAUUAGAAAGACAUAAUGAAAUAAAUAACCCACAGCAAAAAAUUUUAUUGAAAAAUCAAUGCAUACAAAAACUAUUGUUUCUUUAUCCAGAAAAUGAAGUUAUUGUCAAGUACCAAAACAUACAGAAUAAACAGCUAACAAAAUUUCUGCAGGACUACUUUCCUUCUUAUAACAGAGAUUCGAAUUUAGACGUAAUAGUGCAUGAAUAUGAAAGUACCAUGCUUAAGUUAUACUCAGUGAUAAAAGAGGAUUUUAAUACGAUAUGUGAAAUUUUAGCGCCAUCCUCAACAGUGAAAUUUAUUAAAGAAACAUACCUGGAUACGAUUACAGAAGAAAUGGCAAAAUUUCUACAAAAUUUCUGUGAGCUGCUGUUCAAAGAAAAUGCUGUUCGUGUGGUUAAGACCAGCAAGAGCUCCAGCAAGCAUAGAGGAACAGUGCAUGCUUUGGUUACUCCAGAAGGCCCAGAGAAAGGAAGAGACUUAUCUCUUUCCUUCGAUGAACUCCAGUUCUUGUCACACCUCGUAAAAUCCUUGUUGAAGCUGGAAAAUGAUGUUCAGGAAUUGUUUCAAGGAAUGUUUUCAUCACUUUUAGUUCCAAGGAAGUCUUCAGGAGUUUUUGAAAAAUCUAAUAGAAAAGUUAUGAUAGAGAAAACAAGAGCAAAUGAACCCAGUAUUCUUUCAGAGCAAUUGCUACCAGUAAAAGAGGCUACAUUAUUAGAUUUUGGCUGGAGAAAUGCAUUUAAGGAACUAUCUCUUCCCAUGGCAUAUUGCAUAACAACUACAGUUGAAAAUUUUUCCACAAGAAUACUCCAACAGGAACAGAAAGAAAGAUCUUCAGUUAUGAGCUAUGCUAUGAACCUUGUAAGUGCUCAGGGAGUUUGGCAAGAUUGCCACAUGUUUCCUGAGGAAGAACAACCAAAGAAAAUUGCAAAGUUUUGUUCUAACAUCAUGGAAAAACUUGACACAAUACUUCCACUGGCUCUGGCAUGCAGAGAUGAUUCUUUUCAGGAAAUUAGAGCAAACUUGGUGGAGGCCUGUUGUAAAGUGGCAACAGCUGUCCUGGCAAGACUGCAAGAGAGAAGCAAAGAGGUUCCUUCCAAAGCACCCCUGAAAAAUGUGCACAUCCUACUCUCCACAGCGGUCUAUGUCCUCCAGCACUUCAUGCAGUAUGAUCGUUUUAUGAAAGAAACUACUAAUAAACCCAUGUUCCUGGUGCCUGUCCAGAGAUAUCAGGAAUUCAUCAACGCGCUACAGUUUCAGGUUACGAACUACUGCGUCAGAGUUUGUGCUACAAGCAUUUUACAGGAUGCUGAGAGCCACCACUGGGAUGACUACAAAGCUUUUUAUGAGGGGGAAAGAUGCUCCUUCUCACUCCAGAUGUGGCAUUAUUUCUACUGGGCUCUUCAGCAUGAUCUCUGGACCAUACUUCCCCCUAAGUUAGCCCAGGAGAUUCUCACAGAAGUGCUGGAGGAAUCUUUGGGUCUGUUGGCCUCCAGAUAUGCUCGGGCCAAUCCCAGUUAUAAGAGGACUCCACAGAUACGACUUGAUGUCACAACAAUUUUCACAUGUACGGAGAAUAUGUUAUGGUCAAUUUGUUCAUCUGUACAGGAACUUCUGAAUCCUCAUGUACAUAAAAAUGAUAAAAUUUUAAAAAUUCAUUCCCACUGUAAUAAUCUAUUUACAACAUUAGCCAUUUUGACUUCACCAUUAACAGAAUUAUAUAAAGCCUUUCAGCAUGGUAUGGAUGAGUCAGCUUCAGGCUCCUUGCAAACCUUUUUCAACCAACCAUUACAUUGGCUUUCCUGCAUAUCACAUUUCUACCCUUCUCUACUCAGGACUUCAUCAGCUGGAGGACUGAAAGUGGAAGGUCAAUUGAAACUGCUCUUAUCCCAGCCCGGUUGUAACUGGAACCUGCUUCUUGAAACCCUGCUGUGUAAUGAUGGCCUUUUACCAAGAAUCUUGUUGAGAAGCUCAAAAUGCAACUUUCAAGAACAAGCUUCUGAGACAGAAAAUAAUCUGAACCAAGCACCCAGUGUGGUAGAAGCCACCUUUAAAGUACUAUACCACUGCAGUCUUUCUCCACAAACAUUUGGAAAUGUUUUUGUGACCUACAUGGAAGAAGAGCAAUUAUGGGAGUUUUUGUAUAACAUUCCAGAUUCAACAAACAUGGAGUCUGAGCCAGAGGUCGUCCAAUGCUUGAGACUGGUACUGACGGAUGCUGUCAAAGACACUGUGCGUCUGAUAAUAUCUGUGAUGAACCCUGGGAGAAACUGUGAAACAAGCCUAAGCAAACCCAGAGUUCCCAGUUGCUUGCUUGAAAGCAUUCCACAGGAAUGGAAUUAUAUUCCAAAAGAAACAAAAAGGAAAGAGCCAAACAAAGGCUUCACAAGGUUUGCUGCUCAGGCAAUAUCUAUUGUAAUCAGCAAGCUACCUACAGUGAUUGCAUGUUUGCCUCCCUCAAUUAAAUACUUCUUUUUUCUGUCUGAGAGAAAAAUGUCAAAAAACUUUGUGGAAUUGAAGAAAGUUGGCCUGCUUGUCUGGAACUUGGUUAUAAUUACAUGUCGGAUAUUUGAAGAUGGAAACACUGUGGAACUCUUAACAGGUGCCUCCCUUGACAGAUGGAGUAAAGAGAAACUCAGUUUAAUUUGUGCAUGUUUGGAAAGCAUCAUUCAAGGGCACAGUAGCCCUAACCAAAAGAUUCAGAAGGUCACACAGAGCAUCGAGCAACAAAAUCCCAACUGGAUAGAACGCCAACUGUUGAAAGCAAGGAAACUUAGCACUGAAUGUGCACUUAUGACAAUGGAGAAAAGCACAGUUUUAGAAGAAGGAGAUGCUCCUCUUGAACUGACUGAGCAGAAAAUAAACACGAUGGUCCUGGAUCUCUGCCACAAACCAGGUGGCAGCGAAUACCUGAGGCAAAUUUAUCACAUCAUGCGGCUCAAUGAGGAAUAUUUAAAAGAACAGCUGUUUUCUAUGAAGGGUUCAGAGGAAAAGCCAUUGCCCAUCCAGCCUUUAAAGAUGCCCUUAAGGAAUGUGGAAGAUGCGCCUUCUGCCUUUAACCCUUUCCAUGUGAAUAAGGUGUUCAGUGAACACAUGGUAGAUCAAUCAGCCAUCACAAAAUGGAGCUGGAAUUGGUCAAACUUACUGCCAAAUUAUCUGGGACUGGAUAAGAUGACCUUCAGUGUACUGCUCAAAAACAGGUGGGAAAUGAACAAGGAAGAAAUGCUAGAAGAGGAAGAAAAGGCAAUGCUGGAGCAUUUAAAACAAAUUUGCAUCCUACAGACCUCUUCGGUCUCAGAUAACACAGAGGAACAGUAACCUGCAGGAAACAGAAGCAACCUUAUUUUGGGAAACAAUUCCAUAUAAUAGAGUAGGAUUUUUUUUUUUUUAACAAUAGUCAGGAUGCACCUUAGAUGUGCUGCGAAGCAUGAAACCAAUGAUGGAACAAUCCCUGUACUGAAAAAGAAUACAGCACAUAAACAAUAAGGUGCUUCAUACUUAGAUUUUAAAAAUAAUUUAAAAUGUUUUCUUUCUUCAGUCUUUUUCUUUAUUUGAUAAAACUGCUGCCAUCUCGUGUUCCCUUAGAAUUAUUUUUUUCCUUCCUUUCAGUCUCGAAGUAUCUAUGACAACAGGCAAAAUGUUUGGAAAUCAUUUCCCUAUGGAUUUCUUAAUACAACAUUUGGAUGUUACAUUGAAUGGAGUCAUCUGAAAGUUUCCAUUUAAUCUUGUUGCUUAGCCCAGGUCUAGGCCUUAAUUGCUUUUACUACCCGCUAUUGGACUAGCCUCCCUUCCCACAUAACGUCUUCUUCAUUCAAUUUACCUUAAUCACAGCCACAAAAAACAUUAUUCUUGAGCUAGUAGUUUUAGUCACAUCACUGUUUAUGGUAGUGUUCAGGCCUCCUCCUAAGUCUGAUUCAGACUUCUACUCACAAUGUUUACAGGCUCCUAUCUGAGAUGGCUCCCAUUCAGGAAAAUGCCUGCCAUCCUUUAGUCUCAAGUCACAUGCUUGCUAUGUUUUCCAACCAGAAAUCUUUAUCUGAAAAUUAUACUUAAAAGUCAUCCCAACAUUCUCCACCCAGCAGUUCAUAAUUUUGGUUACUUAUAUCCAUUGUAUUAAUACACACACACAAAUAAAAAGGUAGAAUGUAUUUAAAUACUCUCUACCAAGAACAAUUAUAGGUUUUUUAAAUUAUCCUUUGUAUCAGUGUCUGAUAUUAUAAAGACCUGGAAGGCCUUAGAUAUAAUAUAAAGUCUCUCUUUAUACAUCACCAUAUGCCACUGCAGUGUUAUUUAUCAAACAGGCAGUUAAUAAACACAUUGAUUAAAUGACUGCAUUGAGAGAAGACUGCAAAAAUGUAACCUUCAGUACAUCUAAGAGAAGCCAUAUAUUGGACUAUUUUAGACCAUAUGACAUCAAACAUCAUGCUUUCUGAUGUUCUCAGAUAUAUAAUAAACUGUCCAUGCUCCCACAUUCUGUGAUUUUUAUAAAAUAUGUGUAGGCUACAUAGUUUCCAAAGUAAAGUACUCAUGCAUUUUCAAAGAAAUAAAAGUUUGGAGUGCAGAGGAGGCCACCUAGAGAAAUGUCUUGCAUUUUUACUUGAAAUAAAACUCAUAAAUGGCCAUGUAGCCAGAUGCCUGCUAAAUAACACAUUUUAUUUUUAAGAAAUGUACUUUACUUGGCCAGUAUAAUCACGAACCAAGUGUUUUAAGAUAUGGCUGAAACACUUUCUAAAAACUCUAUCAAGGCCAUUUGAAAAAUUAUAAGACAAUUUUAUGAAAAUUGGACAUUUCAUCUAAUCUAAUCUAUAAGCAGCUAGCCUGACAAUGGACAGAAAUAAAACGAGUUGACUAUUCCUUUGGCCAAUUAGUAUUCUAUAACUGAAUAUGCAUCAUUAUACUAGACUAGGCAUUAAAAUGAAAAGUCAAGAUAAAAAUAAAUUAAUCUAAUAAAUGAAACAAAACAAUCUUGUAAAGUUACAAACUUUCCCAUUUGGAUUGUCUUCUAAUGUAUUUAAAGGUCAUCCAUUAAAGCUAUUUUUUAUUGAAUCUAUAUAUUUCUAUACUAAUCCUAGGAAUUGAGUCAGUUCCUUAAGAAAAGUAAACUUCCAUGGCAUCAUUUUGAAAGGAAAGAAAUAUAGAGCAAUCAAAGUUGAAUUCUCUUCUGUACUUGUUCAGAAACAUUACAAUAGCCAUAAUACAAAAAAAAACCAAGAAUAAUAAUAACCAAGAAAAAUAACCAAGAGAAGUCAUUGAAUGAAUAAAUUAUUUUGACUUCAUACUUAAUAUGAUUUUUAAAGUAUGAUGAAUAGUAUUGCCAAACAGUUGUUGUUUCUCAUAUUUAGUUUGCACUUAUAUAAAUAAAUAAAAGUAACAAAGUUUCUAAGUCUUCAAAUGCUUAGUACAAAAUUUCUUCUUCUGUAUUACAGGUAACUGUAUUUUAUGUAAUUAUAAAGAGAUAUUUAUUUUAUUAUUGGUUUAUCAGUUACUAUGUAGAAAUAUAAAUUUUAAUAGAAUAAAAAUAUGUCUA